Spinacia oleracea (spinach) is the source of this 1928-nucleotide messenger RNA. Its product is annotated as diphosphomevalonate decarboxylase MVD2, peroxisomal. Gene Ontology annotation, biological process: isoprenoid biosynthetic process; isopentenyl diphosphate biosynthetic process, mevalonate pathway. Gene Ontology annotation, cellular component: cytosol. The coding region runs from base 360 to 1634 and encodes 424 amino acids. The record is from RefSeq and is a predicted model, not a curated record. Gene Ontology annotation, molecular function: diphosphomevalonate decarboxylase activity. Lineage: Eukaryota; Viridiplantae; Streptophyta; Magnoliopsida; Caryophyllales; Amaranthaceae. The transcript is spliced from 10 exons.
UAGGUAAGUAUGUGCCCCUCGAGGGAAACGAGGUGAUGCAAAAUUUGCACAAAAUCUUAAAACUUUCGUCACAAAAAUCCACUAAAAUUCCAUAAAUACAACAACAUUUUUGGCACACUUUUUCUAACAAAAAAACGUCCUCAUUUUCCACGAGCAAAGUCAAUUCCGUCGUAGACUAUAAAUACAGAAUCGAGGCAACGAGGAAUCCAUGUCCAAUCACGAGAGAGUGACGAGCUAAUCUCUAUUUUCUCUCUCUUCAAGUAUAAGAAGAAAGAGAUCUGAUUUGUGAUCAAAUCACUCUCUUCUUCUUCUUCUCCUCAAUUUCAUCGAUCGUUUAAUUUCCCCAGAAAUCGACAUCAAUGGCGGAGGAAGCGGCGGUGGUGACGGCGGAGAAAAGUUGGGUGAGGAUAGUGACGGGGCAAACGCCGACGAAUAUAGCAGUGAUUAAGUACUGGGGAAAGCGAGAUGAAAACCUAAUUUUGCCGAUUAAUGAUAGUAUUAGUGUUACUCUUGAUCCUAAUCAUCUUUGUACUACCACUACUGUUGCGGUUUCUCCUGCAUUUGAUAAAGAUCGAAUGUGGCUCAAUGGCAAGGAAAUUUCCCUUGCUGGAGAUAGAUUCCAGAAUUGUUUGAGAGAAAUUCGUAAACGUGCUACCGAUGUUGAAGAGGAGGAGAAAGGUAUUAAAAUAGCAAAGAAAGACUGGGAAAACUUGCAUGUGCACAUUGCUUCAUACAAUAACUUCCCAACUGCUGCUGGGCUCGCUUCUUCAGCUGCUGGUUUGGCUUGUCUUGUUUUUUCUCUAGCAAGGCUCAUGAAUGUAAAGGAAGAUCAAGGACAGCUUUCUGCCAUAGCAAGGCAAGGCUCUGGUAGUGCCUGUCGCAGUUUAUACGGUGGUUUUGUCAAGUGGAUCAUGGGAAAAAGUGAAGACGGAAGCGAUAGUUUUGCUGUUCAAGUCACAGAUGAGAAGCACUGGGAUGAUCUUGUCAUUUUAAUCGCUGUGGUAAGCUCUCAGCAAAAAGAAACAAGCAGUACAUCUGGAAUGCGUGAGAGUGUCGAGACAAGCUUGCUUCUGAAGCACAGGGCACAGGAAAUAGUGCCGAAGCGCAUACUUCAAAUGGAAGAAGCCAUUAAAAAUAAAGAUUUUCCCUCCUUUGCUCGUCUUACUUGUGCUGAUAGCAACCAAUUUCAUGCUACCUGCCUGGACACGACCCCACCUAUCUUUUACAUGAAUGACACAUCCCAUAAGAUUAUUAGCAUUGUGGAGAAGUGGAAUCGUGCUGAAACAACUCCUCAGGUAGCAUACACUUUUGAUGCAGGGCCAAACGCUGUCCUAAUUGCACGUGACAGAAAGGCUGCUACUCAGCUUUUGCAACGGAUGCUUUAUUACUUCCCCCCUGGUGCUGAUGCUGAUCUUAAUAGUUUUGUUGUUGGUGAUAAAUCUAUUCUUCAAGAUGCCGGGAUUAAGGAAAUGAAAGACGUGGAAUCCCUACCAUUGCCUCCUGAAUAUAACUCCACCCAGAAGUAUGCUGGAGCCGUUAGUUAUUUUAUCUGUACAAGACCUGGACAAGGCCCUAUUGUGCUAUCGGAUGAAACUCAAGCUCUUCUUAAUCCAGAAACGGGACUGCCAAAGUGAAUGUUACAACAAAUAUAGUUUGUUGGUCUUCUAGGCUCUUGUAAUGUUAGGAUUAUUCAUUGAACAUGCCAUGAAUAUUUGUUUGAAGGAAAAUGUAAGCUCUGUUAAGUUGUUACCUCGCGUAAGCGACGUGCUGCUUUCUAUGGUUUAUCAAACUCAUGAUAAGUUUAGUGUAUGCUACAGUUUUCGAGAAUUUGGUGGCAUCGACUGAGUUUUAGGAUAUGAAAUUUGUGUCCUGAACUGAGUUUUGUAUGUUGAAUAAUGGCCAUGAGAUGUUGUGUUCUGAUUUCUGAA